Colletotrichum karsti is the source of this 1815-nucleotide messenger RNA. RefSeq names its product bZIP transcription factor. Gene Ontology annotation, molecular function: DNA-binding transcription factor activity. Bases 1 to 1815 code for a protein of 604 amino acids. The transcript is spliced from 2 exons. Gene Ontology annotation, biological process: regulation of DNA-templated transcription. The record is from RefSeq and is a predicted model, not a curated record. Lineage: Eukaryota; Fungi; Ascomycota; Sordariomycetes; Glomerellales; Glomerellaceae.
AUGGUCUCAACGUACCAGAUGCCGAAUUACUUCAGACCGACACCUUUGACCGUGGACACAAGUCAGGCGCAAAAGUACUACGAAGAGGAGGAUCACAGCAUUCUGGACGAGAACAUCUUGGAUCACAGCGCCCUCGACUCAGGUUUGGAAAUGUCGCCCCCCAUGGCCGGCAGCCGGAGGGAGUCUUUUGCCGUUGGCUCUUCUCUCUUCUCGCCCAAGACGGAAGAAUGGCAAUCAGUCGACAUGCAGUCGGUGCCCUCCAACAACCCGUUCAUCGAGCAGCACAGCAACAACCCCUUCAUGCAACCCUCUCCUUUUGGACACCAGGGCAACGCCUGGUCCUUGAGCAACACCUCCGGCUCUUGCACUCCUCUGCAACAGUUCGACGGUAUGCCGGCGGAAUAUGACAACAGCGGCAUGUUCCAAAGACCCGUCCAAGGCCAAACGCCCUUCACCAACCCUACCGGUCAGAUCAACAUGUUCGCUCCCAUCGGCUCAGGCAACCAGUCCAUCCCUACCUCACCACAGAAGGGCUGGAUCGGCCAGGCAGAGUCCAUGGCCAAGAAGAUGCGCCCGGGAAGCCCUACCAUCCGCUCGCAUAACGACAUGAGGAGAGGUGACGGCAUUCGCAAGAAGAACGCCCGCUUCGACAUCCCCGCCGAGCGCAACCUCAGCAACAUCGACCACCUCAUUGCCCAGUCCACCGAUGAGCAGGAGAUCAAGGAGCUCAAGCAGCAGAAGCGCCUGUUGAGGAAUCGGCAAGCAGCGCUCGACUCUCGCCAGAGGAAAAAGCAGCACACUGAGCGCCUCGAGGACGAGAAGAAGCAGUUCACUGCCGUCCUCACCGACAUGGAGGAGGAGCUCGCCGACAUGAGGAAACAAAUGGAGCAGCUCAUGAGGGAGAAGCAGUCCUACCAGGAGUAUGUCGAGUCCCUCACGAUGGAGAAGGAGGAGAUGAUCCGCACCCACACCAUCGAGACGGGCGAACUCCGCAAGAAGGUCAGCGUCCUCACCGACCACGUCCAGCGUCUGGAGAGCGCCGCCAUGACGGCCCCUCCCAACAACGGCUUCGUCUCCGGCUUCGACGACAUAGAGGGCAUGACCAUGCCCGGCACCUGGGACAACGUCAACUUCCUCGGCGAGUACCCCAUGGAGGCCGAGGUCAAGCAAGAGCUCCAGGUCGUCCCGACCAAGAAGACAGAGGUUCCCUUCCCCGUCGACUCCGAGAAGUCCUCUUCCCAGGGCGGCAUCCUCUUCAUGCUCUUCCUCGUCGGCGCCUUCGUCCUCUCCAGCCGCUCUACCCCCGCCAUUCCCCGCGUCUCCGACGACGUCCGCGCCGAAGCAGCCACUCUCCUCCAGAACGUCUUCAAGGAUGCCGGCGUCAACGAGGCUUCCAACACCCUCAACGCCCUCGCUCCCCAGCCUUCCGGCGGCUCCUGGGUCGACCAACCCGUCGUCGGCCUCGGCGAUGCCCAGAUGUCCGGCGUGGCUCCUUCCAUGCUCGGCCACCUCGGUGACUCGCUCACCCAGCCCACCGAGGAGCAAGCUAACGAGCAACUCUUCGGCCUCUCCGCCGCCCAGUACAACGGCGUCAACUCCCAAGACUUCCUCCACAACGCCCCCGACCGCUCCACCACGAGCCAGGGACGGAAGAACCUCGCCGACGCCCUCGCCGCGAUGCGCAACUCCAAGCAGUCCGCCGCCGACGUCUACACUAGAUCGCUACUUUGGGACCAGAUCCCCAGCGAAGUAGUCAGGAAUUUUGCCAAAAUGGUGUCCGAAACCAACAGCGCCAAGAUCGGCGCUGACGAAUAA